Microthlaspi erraticum is the source of this 1497-nucleotide messenger RNA. NCBI's taxonomy places the organism in Eukaryota, Viridiplantae, Streptophyta, Magnoliopsida, Brassicales, Brassicaceae. The record is from the annotation of a GenBank genome assembly.
AUGAGUGUGGUGCUGAAGUUGGUGUUAAGAGAUAAGGGUUUCAACCUUGCCAAUGUGAUUAAUGGGUUUAUCUUGGAUGGUAAAGUACUGAAGGCAUAUUUUGGGAAAAACAACUAUUGUCAUGCAUGGAUAAGAAAUGGGGCAUGCACCAAUCCUGAUUGCCUCUAUCUGCAUGAAAUUUGCUCCCUAGAAGAUAGUUUUACCAAAGAUAAGGUCAUAUCAGUUCAGAAAAUCACAGGAACAUCAAAUGCUCUGCAAUACUGUUCAGGGAGCAUGCUACCUCCACCGUUGGAUGGUUAUUGCAGUGACAGUUCUACUAUAAAAUUUCCUUCUACGACUAAGAGUACUAGGGAUGAAGGUCCUGGUGCUCCUGCGGAUAUUGGUUCUCACUGUGAUCAAGGUUCUAUUAGACGGCGUGGUAACAAUGUACCAAACACUGAUGCGGAAGCUGACAUAGCGCAGAAUGGGAAUCCUGGUUUAAGGCCAGAGUGGGAUUGGAGAUCUCAGAUGCCAGUGAACUCAACGUUAAAUAAAAGUAAUUGGAGUGAGCUUGCAGAGGCCAAUAGCUACGUGGCUAAAUUACUUGACGAGAGUGAUCGUAAAGCCAGUACUCUGGAGCCUUCUAACCUGUUACAGCAACAGAAUGACCAGUCCAGAUUCUCUUUUCCUCGGCAUGAAAAAUCAAAUAAUCAAGCGUGUGACUAUAAUAACACCUACUGCAUGUAUGGGCAGAGGUCAAGAGAUCAGUCUACUCUGGAGUUUGGACAGAGUCAAAAUGGUUUUGCUUCAAAUUUGUCUGGCGGAUAUGAACAGUUUGCUGCGAGUCCUGCGUUGAGGUCCCAAGUUUCUGCUCCUCCUGGAUUUUCUGUCCCCAGCACCAGCAGAUUACCUCCUCCCGGUUUCUCUUCACAUGAAACAUCUGAUAUUGCAUCAGGAACUCGUUUGCUCGACUCAUCCUCCGUUUUAAGGAACGCAUAUCAUGCACCGCCUCCAAGUAGCAAUUUGAAUACUGGAGGAGACGUUGAGUUUAUGGAUCCUGCAGUUUUAAGUGUUGGAAGAGGAAUAUUUCACAAUGGGAUGGAAACUGCAGACUUUGAUAUGAGCUCAAGAUCAGGGUUCUCUUCUCAUCCGAAUUCGUUUGAGAACGGUGCGAGACUUCAGUCGUUGGCGCAGAGGUCUCUGGCUGCACAACAAGUCAAUGGGUUUCAUGAUCCCAGGAACGUUAACAACAUCUCUCCUUCACUCUUUGAUCCAUAUGAAAACAGUUUGAGGCUAAUGGAUCAAACACAAGGAACUAGGUUUUCUUCUCUCACGCGGCUGCCUAGACAAGCCUCACUAAAUCCAUUAUUCUCGAAUGGACGGUGGGAUCAGUGGAAUGAAACACAAAGUGGUAACAACACUCUUGGGAUGACCCAGCUUCAAGACAACGUGUACAGCCGUCUUGAAGAACCUAGGUUUCCGAGGCCUGGUCCUGGAGAUCCGUACAACAGAACAUAG